Messenger RNA from Pararge aegeria (speckled wood butterfly), 4100 nucleotides. RefSeq names its product G2/mitotic-specific cyclin-B1 (gene CycB). The record is from RefSeq and is a predicted model, not a curated record. The transcript has 7 exons. The coding region runs from base 203 to 1669 and encodes 488 amino acids. Lineage: Eukaryota; Metazoa; Arthropoda; Insecta; Lepidoptera; Nymphalidae. Gene Ontology annotation, molecular function: cyclin-dependent protein serine/threonine kinase regulator activity. Gene Ontology annotation, cellular component: cytoplasm; cyclin-dependent protein kinase holoenzyme complex; nucleus. Gene Ontology annotation, biological process: mitotic cell cycle phase transition; regulation of cyclin-dependent protein serine/threonine kinase activity.
UGGAUUUAUGAAUUUUAUACGUUAUUUUCAAUCAGGGCAAGCUAGAGUAAACGAAGUUGCAACCAUCAAGCAGUGAUUUGCAAAUUGCAUGGGAGUAAUUUGGAUUUAGAAUUAUUAAUUUGCAGUAAAUAAAACUUGGUAGUUGAUUGUGAAAUAGUGUUUUAAAGUCGCUGGUUUGACAGCAAGAAUAUUGAACGGCGAAAUGGAGAUUCAAGUCAGGAGGAAUCAUAUUGUUCAUGAUCAGGAAAACGUAUACGCGUCUAAAAAUGUUGGCGCUACAGUUCCAAUGAAACACUUGGGACUCAAUGUUCGAGGCGCCCUAGGAGAGUUAAACACGAACACCAAUUUUCAAUCUCAACCUGCCAACAAUGCUAUCAAAAGCGCUAUUUCCUGCGAGAUUGAAAAUAAAACUCGUCGAGUUGUUCGAUGCUAUAAACAUGUCCAAUCAAAAGUGGACACAGGAUUGGCUAGCAAAAGUAUUAUUCAGCCUUCUUCACGGCCUCCUCUUCGCAGAGAAGAGAGUACUGGCAGGCUUGCAGCUAGGGCAGUCGUUUCUAGGGCCGCACUUAAAGACACACAGAAUAAGCCAAAUGAAAUAAAAGAAUCUGUAAAUGUAUUUGUGCAAGCAAAGAAAGUUGUCCAGGCAAAGAAAAAGCUACCUACUCUUAAAGAGAAUGCCAAAGAAGUCAAAAGCUUGCUUAAACAGCCUAUUGGAGAACCAACAGAAUCACUGGGCAAGCUCAAAUUGGGUGAUGACGUGUCAACAAAAGUUAAUCAAAGAAAAAAAGAACCUGAACCUACUCCAGAGCUCCCUGAUGAUAUUGAAGACAUUGAUGCAAAAGAUAACAAUACUGCUUUGCUUAUGUCCCAUUACAUUAAGGAUAUAUACAGAUACUUGACCAAGCUCGAAGAAAAGUAUGCUAUUGAAAAAGACCACUUGGCUAAACAGGUUGUGGUCACUGGAAGAAUGAGAGCAACUCUGAUUGACUGGUUGGUUGAAGUUCAGAAACAAUUCACUUUAGAGUUAGAGACAUUCCAUAUGACAGUUGGUAUCAUUGACCGUUAUUUACAGGUAGUGACAAAUGUGCAGAGGGGUAAGCUUCAACUGGUCGGCGUAACAGCGAUGUUCAUUGCCAGCAAAUAUGAGGAAGUGUUUGCACCUCAGGUUGGGGACUUUGUCUUUAUAACAGACAAUGCUUACUCCGCAUCUGAUGUCAUCCAGUGCGAAGUGGAAAUCUUGUCCAAACUUGGGUACUGCCUGGCUAGGCCGAUACCUAUAAGUUUCUUGAGGAGAUUUGUGAAAGCAGCACACGGAACUUCCAAAAAUCAUCACUUAGCAAAAUAUUUAGUAGACUUAUGUUUAGUGGAAUACUCAAUGGCGCACUACAAACCUUCAGAGUUGGCUGCUGCGGCCAUCUGCUUGUCACUGUACCUUUUAUCAAAGAAAAACCUAACUGAAGUAUGGACACCUACACUCUCUUAUUACUCGGAAUACUCUUUGGAACACAUCGAACCUAUUAUGCGGAAGAUCGCCAAAAUAGUUGUUAAUGUAGAAAAAUCUAAAUACAAAGCUGUGUACAACAAAUAUUUGGACAUAUCAUUGGCCAAGGUAUCAAGUCUACCUCAGUUAAAAAGUGAUGUCAUUCUUGAGCUAGCUCAAGAAGCGUAGACUAUUUUAACAAGUAUUAAUAAAUAAUAAUUAUUAAUUUAUGUGAUAGCUGAAACAGCUGAACAGCUGAAAGUUUAUCACAAGUGCGUAGCAAUUUGAUUUUGGAUUUUGAAUAUUCGACAUUGCUAAAUGUUAAGGAUCCUAACUUAAUAAUACUAAUCUGCAUGUGUAAAUAAAAUUAAUGAAAUAUGAAGGCGACAAGGUGCGAGUCCUUAAGUCUUUUACGUAAUGUCUUAUCUUUUUGGGCGUUAAAAGGGCGGGUUGACUCUAGUCGUGUGGCGACCAAAAUGUGUAAUCUGUUAAAUAGGCCUUAUAGAGUCUCUUUCAUCAAUAAGGUCAACUUUCCACUAUAGCUAGAUGGUGCAAGUAUGUGAAGAUAGGCUGUGUAAACUAUUCCACCAAAGCUGUCUACUUUAGGCAAGCAAAUGAAAUGUAUGAGGCGAGUUAAUUUGUCUGUGGAGCAAAUAUUAUUUGCCAGACGUUACUUAUAGACAAUAGAGAUCGGACAUUCAUUUAAUUCUUCAUUUUGCUCUAUGGCAUUUAGAAUAAUGGAUUUUGGUUGAUACACAAUAUUUUUUCUAUACCAAUGUUUAAUUCAACAUUAUCAAAAAAUAAUUAAUAAAAUAAUAAUAAUUCCGUUAAACUUAAAGCAUAACUCAAAUCCUUCGCUUCAAUUACGAGCGCAUUUCUCGGCUUAAACGAGAAUCUGCAGAUUAUUUAUUUUCGUCUUAUAUCUGUUGCACACUUUAUCUAAUGUAAAUUACCACAAAUGUUAUUAUUGAAAAAUAGUUUUUAGUUUGUAUUAAGACCAGUGGCGUGCACUUCAUGCAUGCACAAAAGCCCUGCAUACCCUGAAAUCUAUACAUAACUUGUAUAAGAGGAGGAAUUUUGCAGAAUUAUGCAAUUUUACUGCUGUAUGCAUACCCUGGUAAGAAACCCAGCGCACGCCACUGAUUAAGACGAUACCCAACACUUGAGUGCGAGCGUCUCAGUGCAGCAUUGGUAUAAGCCACUGUACCUGUCAUUCAAAAUUAACAAUUCAUUGAUAGUAUACAUAUGUUUUAAAUUUUAUUGUCUCUUCUUCGUUCGUCUUGAACGUAUAGAGUAGAAGGUGCAAUAGUGUAUAAACACAGCUUUGCGCUUUGAGAUAAAAAUGAAGCAAUCCUGUCGGUCUGUAUCAAACUCAUCCCUACAAAUAUUAAGCUCUGGUGGAAUGGUGCCUUAGAAGAUUUAAUUGUGUCAGUGUCCAGUAAUGUAACAUGCUAAUUUUUUUAUUUUGUAACGACGGACUGACAUUUUUGACUUAAGGUUUCUUUUAGGUACCUGUUUAAUUUAAGGUUUUAGAUGUAUUUGUAUGACUUAUUAGAUUGAAAGGCUUUAUCACUGUAAUCUACUUACUGGUAAUGUCGCGUCGUAAGGUACGAUUGAGAUUCAGUAUCAAUGGUGUUGAUACUAUACCUACGUUGUCAUAGUUAACGAAAGUUUUUAUGGUAUUGAUACAUGACUAUACUGGUCCACUGGUGCAUUUUUUAGUAAUGUACCGAUUAUUUUUACUAACUUUACAAGGGAUGCAAUUACGCAUUCUUAAAAACACGCUUAGUGCGCGCGUAUUAAUCUUUGCGAACGCUUGUUUUUUUAACUUAUUUAUUUGUAGAAUUUUCUGACAUAUGAACACACAUGUAGUACUAAAAUUUUGCUCUAAGUUUUACAAAAAAUUUAAUAUAUUAGGGUUGGUGCAGAUAGAGCGACAAACUCUGCUUGCAUGCUCACUUACUCUUAUUUCAAUUGUUUGAGGUCGACUUUAAAACAAUCCGUUAAAAAUUUUUUUGAAGCUCUUUAUUAGCUCUCCUGCUCUGACCUCUGUAUAGAAGACCUAAUUUUAUCCAUCUACUGCAAAUGAAGGAUAAUGUAUUUAACUGUAUGUGUAGAUUUCUCCUUAUUGAGCUGCCUUUGAAUUUGACAUUAAUACAAGAGCCAUAGACGUCAUGACAAAUACAAUAUGGCUGGUAUGUUGCGAAAAUACCGCAGGUACAAAAAUUACAAAUGUAUGUAUCGAAUUUGGUAUAAAAUGAAAGGUAUAUUUCAUAAGGUGAUCAUUUUAAAGAUAUAUAGUAGGUUACUUCUACAUGUGACAGAAAUAUACGUACAAAAUUAAUGACUUUGUUUCUCGCGCUUGGAUGGCCGCAGCUUAAUGUGUACAUAGUUCUGCAAUCACUUAAUUGUAUUUUGCAUGGACUGUUGUACAAUAUAGUGUAGUUUGAAAUUUACAAUGCGAUCCGAUGAGGUCCGCACGGCAUCUUACCACCACAAAACGUGUUAAUCUUUGCUCGCAGAAUAAUAUGUACGAUAUAAUGUUAAACAUAGCGCUGAGUGAGAACUUGAAUGCAACUGACAAAGAACCAAAAUACUUGACACAUUAUAAUUACUGGAC